AGUGAGUGUGACUUUGUUUUUCUGCAUACACACUUUUAGAAUAAUCCUAAUUGAUGUGUGUGUGUGUUCAGGGGUUUGGUUUACCAUGAGGCACUAAAAGAAAUCACCUCACCUGCCUCUGUCUGCACUUCCUGUAUGAUGUAAUGGUGUUGUAAUGGUUUGUAAAUAACAGGUUGGAUGUUGGGGAGGGUUUACUCCUUGUUAUGCUGUGGCUGCUUUUGUGUUUUCUCAGCACUUCCUUUACCCCCCCAAUGUUACGCUCAACCUAAAUUUAGUCGAUACUCAUCCACAUGAAAGUAAUAAAGUUCUAUGUAUAGCCCUGCACCGCUUCUCCUUGCAGGAUAAAGGACACUGUGUUCCUUUAACACACACACUCACACACUCCUCCGGUGGAGUCUGACAGGAAUGAGGUCAGACACACCGAUCCUCAUUGCACAUUAUUAUUAUUAUUACCCGUUUUUUUUAUUUGGCCAAUAGGAGGCCAGGGGGUGUGGCUUGAGUGAAAAAUCAGGAUAGAGACAGACGCUGGUUGGCUGUUAUAUCUCGCGAUGAGGGUAUAAAGCUGCGAGGUUCUCGUUGUUGUGUUUACAGUAAUAUUACAGAGCGCUCAGGAAACAGGGAGACUAUGAGACAGUGCAGCCGCUCCAUUCAGCCAAAUGGUUCCUCCACCGCUCAGACAAGCUGUGCUGCAGACAGCCAGGUUUCCAUAAGGGACUCGCUCUGCUGCUGUCCACAGAGCCGCGUGCUGAGGCUUGCAGGGCGCGUGUUCAGCCGCACAGGCAGUUGAAAGUUUCUGUUAAAUAGUUUCAGGAUUUAUGUCUCGUUUCUGGUGAAAGUUGAGAGAAGAAGCGUUCCCAAAACGGACUGAACUGAGGAGAAGAGACUUGGAUGAACUUUUUCAGCGCGUGAAAUAAGAACAAGUGAGGAAUUAUCUUUUUGUGAAAGCCUGCUAGGCAUUUUUUGAACUUUGUCAAAGCACUGAGCAGUGUUUCCAGACACUUGGAGGACAGGAUGGUGCAGCACAUGAGCCAGACGGAGAGCACCCACGCUCACUCUCCCGGAGGAGACUCCACGGACACGGGAGAAAUGGACUUGGAGAUGGAUGUGUCUCCCACUCCCGAGUCCCCCUCUUCCGGGGUGCGGAGCGACUUGGCGUGGUGCAAAACUCCAACGGGACACAUCAAGAGACCAAUGAACGCGUUCAUGGUGUGGUCUCAGAUCGAGAGGAGGAAGAUCAUGGAGCAGUCUCCGGACAUGCACAACGCGGAGAUCUCCAAGCGGCUGGGGAAGCGCUGGAAGCUGCUGAAAGACACUGACAAGAUCCCGUUCAUCCGUGAGGCGGAGCGGCUCAGGCUCAAACACAUGGCCGACUACCCAGACUACAAGUACCGGCCCAGGAAGAAGGUGAAGUCGGUCAGCGGAACGAGUAAGCCGGCGGACCGCGCAGAGAAGAGCGGGGAGCGCAAAGUGAAAAGAAGCCCCGCGUCCAAAGCAGUGAGCAGGACGCACAAACCGGGGGGCAUGAAGAGUGAUCUCCCGUCUCCCGGGGACCACCAGGCGCUCUUCAAAUCCCGGUCAGUGUCUGGGGCAAGGCAGAUCCCGGAGAAGCGCAGUGGAGAGGCGAGGCGUGGACACAUGUUCGGCGGGGCAGGCAGCCUGGAGAGCGGGCCUCCCUCCGUGGGGGUCCCGGCCAGUCCCACCCUGAGCAGCUCGGCGGAUUCCAGCGACCCACUCAGCCUGUACGAGGAGCACAGCCCCGCGGCCAGCGAGUCCUCUCACACCGCGCGCCUCAGGUACACACGUGCCUCUUCUCCGACACCAUCAGCCUCUCACUCUUCCUCCUCUGUGUCAUCCUCUUCAUCGGAUGAAGAGUUUGAAGACGAGCGGCUGGAGCUGAACCCCAGCCCCGGCUUUGAGAGCAUGUCUCUGGGCGGAAUGGGCUUCUCUGACGCGGAGCUGGACCGGGACUUGGACUGGAGCUUCGGGGAGUGCGGGGCGGGAUCUCACUUCGACUUCCCUGACUACUGCACCCCGGAGGUCAGCGAGAUGAUCUCAGGAGACUGGCUGGAGUCCACCAUCUCCAACUUGGUGUUCACCUACUGAAGAGGAGAGGAGCGGUGACUUCCCCCCCACGUUUUUGAACUGUUCAACCCUCCAGCCCAGAUUAUUUCCGCCAUUCUUUCACUAGAUAAGGGAGAGUGAAAACAGGAAAGAAGAGGUGGCCUGUGUGCGCGUUGAAGCCCAGGCACGCGCCGCUCGCAGACUUGGACAGCGCUCAGUGCGCUUGACGGGCACGCGCAGACUGGGGAAAUGCUUAGUUUGCAUUUGGACACGGAGGAGGAGUGAAUGUAAGCAGAGAGCAGUGAAACUCACGGACUUCAGCUCUAACGUUCAGACCGAUCCGCAGAGGAUGAGGACUGAGAACGAACUUUGAUUCUUAAUGUUAUUUCGGGUCGUGAAAAAGGGACAUUUACUGGACAGCUCGUCAUGUUGGGUUUUGUUAAAGAUAUAGCCAAUUCACAUUGACCAUCAAGUUGCAAUUCAGGUGCAGUUUUUUUUCCAAACUCGAAGUAGUUUCAAUACCAACACGCAUGCCCUCCGAGAUAAGGAGGAUUUUGUUGUUGUUAAAUGCGUAAAAAUGUUCAUUGCUGCGUAAUUACGCAAUUUUCUGUGACCAUAGGACACAAUUCACUAUCACCAGCUUCUCUUUCAACGGCAGGACUUAAAGCAAAGACUGACUCCAAACUUCAGAAACCCUUUUCUGAACCUUUUUAAACACUCAGUGCACAAUUUCAGGACCAAUGUUCCCCGACGCGCAUCCUUUCUGCCUAGUGCUUCAACUUUGUAGUUCCUCUGUGUCAGAUGACGUUUUUUAUAUCGAUGUAUUUAUACCGGCCAAACUUUUUUAUACAUAGAAGUAUUGUUCUCGUACAGGUCUCGUUUGUGUUUGUGCACAUACACCUGUCUGUAUCCAGCGCGGAAGGGCUAGAAGUGUAUCUUAUUUAAAAAUCUCUCACUUUUAAGGAGACUUGAGUGUGUCAUGAUUUUCUACUUGUAUUUUUGUACAAAAUCUAUAGAAAGGGGUUUCCAGCGAGUGGGUAGCCUACAACAUUGUUGUUUGGGUCUACAUUGGUGUUUAGACGUGCAGAGGGGGUUUGUUUGGCACAAUCUGACCUCACACAGUGUUUACAGUAUUUACCCACAUGCUUCUUAAUGGCACAGUGACUCCAGUUUCACCAGCCGAGUAAACAAAGCACCACUGGGGCUCCCAGUCUGAGUGGUGUCUGUUUCCAGUACAUAGAUCUACCGUAUAUGAGUGAAGGAUCCCAGAGAGUCACUGUUUGGAUAGAGCUAAUACCUCUGUGUGCUUUUUCUUUUUAUCAAGAUAAGUUUUAUUUGAACCACUGGAUGGAAUUUCACACUCAUUCCACUUUGCCUAGACUUCGGAGGGAGGGAGAUGUAUGAAGUGCUUCAUCUGUUAUUGCGCAAAUUGCAUCAAAAAAUAGUAUUUAACCUUUCUGUACCUGUUGGCUAAGUAUAGCAGGCUAAUUGUUUUCCUAUAUUAUGGCAUGGCAAAUAGCAUUUGUAUUUCAGAUUCAGGUAUAUGUAGCUAUAGCUGUUGUGUUUAAGAUUUUUAAAAGAAUAAUAACAUGAAGAUAUUUAUGUAAACUGACUGUACUAUAAGCAAAGAUUGUGUGUUUUAUGUAUGAUGAUGAUCAACGACAGGCACUAGGACAGCCAUCUUUGGACAUCCUUAUGUUAAAGGUGAUUGUGGUCCAGGAGUUUCUUCCUUUUUUUUUUUACCUUUCCAGACAUCUUUUCUAUUGUCCUCUUUCUUUUUUCAUUUGUGCAAUAUGCUGUGUAUGAUCAUGUUUCGUCCAAUCAUGCCAAUAUCAUUUGAUGUUUAUAGCUCAAAACCAGCCAAUGUUUGGGUCAAUCACUGCCUCUCAGACCUCUGUACAGAUUGUCGUUUUUAUAAUUUGUUUUUCUUUUCUUCCAAGAAGGAAAUAAAAUCAGCUGGAACUGAAAAGUACAA
Molecule: messenger RNA, 4036 nt
Organism: Eleginops maclovinus (Patagonian blennie)
Lineage: Eukaryota; Metazoa; Chordata; Actinopteri; Perciformes; Eleginopidae
Gene: sox4a
Product: SRY-box transcription factor 4a
Exons: 1
Coding region: 1012-2103 (363 amino acids)
Biological process (GO): positive regulation of transcription by RNA polymerase II; cell differentiation; anatomical structure morphogenesis
Molecular function (GO): RNA polymerase II cis-regulatory region sequence-specific DNA binding; DNA-binding transcription activator activity, RNA polymerase II-specific
Source: RefSeq, a predicted model, not a curated record